UUUAAAUCAUAUAUAGAAUAAAAUAUGUUAGUAUUUAGAGAAGGGGAGGGAGAUAAAUCAGCUUUCAGAGUUCUUCUUUUGCUCAAUAUAUUGUCGUCCUAAAGCGUUCUCGAUCAAGUCUUUCAGGCGGCUUUUAUUUGGGUGAUAUGAGGUUGUCAUGUACUCUUAUGCAAAAGGGCCUACUGGUUACUGAUGCCACUUAUUGGUGGCUUCCAAUGGGUCAUUGCCACUAUUCUCGUUGUGUUUGGUAUUGGAGGAUGGUAUUUUGCCAAGUAAAUCUGUAGAGAAACAGAGUGAGGCAAGGAUUUGUUACCCGCGUUUGUACAUCUAUAAAUGAGCUCAAGGAAGUGCAUUGAUUGGCUUUUCAGUAUGCAAUUUUCUUUUUCUUUCUUAUCUCAACCUGUCUUGAAACCUUGACCUAUGGCUUGAAAUUUGAGACCCAAAGCCACUAAGACAAUCUGCCUUUCCUUUCAUUAGAAAGUACAGUUAAUAGAGACCACGGGUAACAAUCUCUGGGAAUGGCUUUGGCUAGCACCAAUCUCAAAUCCCUGAAGCUCACACUUCUUGUGAUUCUCAAACACGAUGCAUGGCAUCAAGCGGAAUUAUAAAGAAAAUGGGAAGUAAUGGUGGUGAUGAAGUUAUGGUUUCUGGGAGCACUGAGGCCACAGUUGAGAUAAAGAUUAAAACAUUGGAUUCUCAAACUUACACUUUGCGAGUGGAUAAAUGUGUGCCUGUUCCAGCAUUGAAGGAACAAAUUGCUACAGUUACUGGUGUUUUGUCUGAGCAACAGCGCCUAAUAUGCCGUGGAAAAGUUCUGAAGGAUGAUCAGCUCCUUUCCGCAUACCAUGUUGAAGAUGGUCAUACUUUGCACCUGGUUGUGAGACAACCAAUUCCCUUAUCAUCAGAGAGCUUGCCUAAUCAUUCAGCUACUGAUCCAGCAUCCAGUACUGGUCCUGGUGAAGGCAAUCAAGCUGGUCCCAGCGUAGUAGUAGGAACUUUCAAUAUAUCUGAACAAGGAGAUGGUGUUUUUCCAGAUCUUGAUCGGGUUCUUUCAGCAGUUCUUGGUUCCCUUGGAAUAACAAAUGUUGGAAUUGGCAGUGAAGGAGCUGAUACUAGAGAACCUGCACCAGAAAGGCUUUCAAGAACAUCUGGUCUUGGUGGCUUGGGAAAUUCCAGUAGACAGCAACCUGAUUUGGCUGCUACAAUGGGUCAAUCUAAUCCACAUGAUGGUGCUUCUACUCUUGGAACUGCUGUUCCUUUGGGACAUCUACAACCACCAGUGAUUCCUGAUUCUUUGACAACUUUGUCCCAGUAUUUGCGUAGGAUGAAGCAUGAAUUUAGUUCCAGUGUCAGAGGCCAGAGUUCUCAUGCUCCUGGUACUAAUGGUAAUGGUGGGCAAGAGUCGGAUGCUGGCUUGCUUUCAGCUACUGGACGGGGAGGGCUCCCUACACCAGCAUCCUUGGCAGAAGUGAUGCUAUCUACAAGACAGAUACUCCUUGAACAAGCUGGAGAAUGCCUAUCUCAACUUACGAGACAACUGGAGGAACAUACAAAUGUGACUGAUCCGAUUGCACGAAUGAACAUUCAAUCCAAUGCUGCAAGAACAGGUGUUCUUUUGCAAAAUUUAGGUGCUUUGCUUCUUGAGCUUGGUCGCACAACCAUGACAUUGCGGAUGGGCCAAACACCGGUUGAUGCUGUGGUUAACGCUGGACCUGCUGUCUUUAUAUCCACAUCUGGUCCCAACCCCAUAAUGGUUCAGCCACUUCCUUUUCAACCGGGAACAAGCUUUGGGGCAAUUCCUGUGGGAAAUGUACAAUCUGGCUCUGGAUUUUCUGGUGGAUCUCUAGGUUCUGGUCUUCUUUCAAGGAAUAUUGAUAUCAGAAUACGUACAGGUUCAUUAAUGCCCUCAGCCGCUGUUAGCCAAAUGGAACAGAGUGGCGCACAGCCAUCUCCAGGGCAAAGCAACCAAGCAACUUCUGGUGGUGGAAAUUCUGUUCGUCUAGCUUCCACUGGAGCUUCUGGAAGUCCAUCAUCCACCAGGGAGUCUGAAGUACGGGUAGUUCCCAUAAGAAGGACUUUGGUUGCAGCAAUUCCUGCUGCUGUCAGACCCUCACCUUCUGAUUUAUCUCGUGGCUCUGUGGGGUUAUUAUAUCCGAUUCUAGCAAAUGUUCAACAUGUAACUACUGCAAAUUUAAAUAGUGCUAGAGGUCCUCAAGCGUCUAAUGAACAUCACUCUGGUGGUGCUAGAGGUCCUCAAGCGUCUAAUGAACAUCAGUCUGGGCAUCUGCCAAUUCCUGAUUCUGCAGGACAACAACAGAGUGGAUUGCCUAGAAUGGAUGGCGGUGGGACGCAAAACGUUGAGGGCUUUUCCACACAGUUUCACAGUGGACUUGAUCAGUUUCUGAGUACUAUAUUUCCUGGUGAGCAUAUGGAUGUUGGUAGUAACAAUUUUCAGGGGAUGGAUGCGGUAUCUGCUAGAGGGGUUGGGGGAAUGACUCAAGAUGCUGCAAAUACUCAGGAGGCAGCAUCCAGACUGAAUGAUGAAGGAACUUUCUUGUCUAAUGUACUACGUCAGAUCAUGCCCAUUAUAUCUCAAAGCUCAGCCACUGGAUCAAAUAAUGCACCUGAAGAGGGAGCUGGUGAUAUUGAGGCACAGGAGAACUUGGAUAUAGGAACUUCAUCACGUCGGCGGGGUGACCCUUCAUCCCCACCAAUCUCAAAACGUCAAAAGAGGGAGUGAUUCAUCUCAAGAAUCUCACAGUAAUGUUCCCAGUAAGACACUGCUACGACGCCUUUGCUGAAAGUGAUGUAUGGACCUGUAUAAUGAGGUUGGAUUAUGAACAUUCAGUUGGCGGCUGCAGCAGUUCACAUUGUGAAGCAAGUGCUAGAUAAGACAAAAUAUAUAUAGUUCUUUUUCCUUUACAUUCUCCAGUUUUUGUUCCUUAUGUUUAAUUUAUUAGACAUUGUUUGUGCAAGUCCUUGGCACACUGAAAGCCAUAUGUAACAUUUCAAGCAAGACCGGCUAAAUUAUUUCGUAGGAGCUGGUAAUAGACACUCUUUUUUUUGGCACUUGCUUUCUCAGCUUCGGCUCUUCACCAUUUGUUCAAGUUCGAGAAAGACAGAGGCUCAGAAAGUCAAAAUUCAAACUUUGAGGCUUUAUCUAUAAUUUGUACAGGCAACAUGUAAUAUGACAGAUUAUGCCAUUGAGAGCUCCAGACUACUUGUUAUGGUGGCACUAUAUUUAGCAUUUAUAUAGCAUAAAUACUCCCCGAUA
Messenger RNA from Cornus florida, 3274 nucleotides. RefSeq names its product ubiquitin-like domain-containing protein CIP73. Gene Ontology annotation, cellular component: BAT3 complex. Lineage: Eukaryota; Viridiplantae; Streptophyta; Magnoliopsida; Cornales; Cornaceae. Gene Ontology annotation, molecular function: polyubiquitin modification-dependent protein binding; misfolded protein binding. The transcript is spliced from 18 exons. The record is from RefSeq and is a predicted model, not a curated record. Bases 587 to 2740 code for a protein of 717 amino acids.